This is a messenger RNA of Dermacentor silvarum, 656 nucleotides long. RefSeq lists its product as uncharacterized. NCBI's taxonomy places the organism in Eukaryota, Metazoa, Arthropoda, Arachnida, Ixodida, Ixodidae. The transcript has 4 exons. The coding region runs from base 9 to 560 and encodes 183 amino acids. The record is from RefSeq and is a predicted model, not a curated record.
UUCAAAAGAUGCAUAGUCCCUUUUUUUCUUUCUCCGCGUCUCGCGCUCUGGGGAAUAAUUUUAAACGUGUGAUUGGUUUUAUGUGCGGUCUAAUCAGAGACGUGGUCCGUGCGUUGUGUAUUAAUCGUGCCCCACCUCAACUCAAAGCCUCGGCACGCGCUGGAAGAUGGAUCCAUGGAGGCCGGUACGAGCAGUUGCAACGUGGCCGGUAUCGGCGGUCGGUAUACUACCGUCAAUAUGGAAAGUUUCAGCGGCUGUCCCCACCCAGAAAACAGAGUUUGGUGUCGAGCCACCCUGGAAGCCACCCUAGGAUAUAUGGAGGCGCCGGAGGACCAGUGGAAGGUGUCAUCCAGAUGACAGCCUCACAAUUCCCAGCCUUUGUGCUCUCCAUCAGAAACCCAUCAGGGGGAAGCCACUUAUGUUUGCCUUCAGAGAAGACAACAUUGACGCCGGAUUCCAGCACAGCUAUCUCCUGCACUUAUGGUCAAGAUGCUCAGAAAAUGGAGUCCCUGUUCCUUGUGGUUAACCGUGAACAGUAUUCUCACUUUUAUGAAAGCUAAAGGUGAUGUCUUGCAUAAAUUACAAUUUUGCAGCUCAAAUGUAUACACUUUAUUCUAAUUUGAAGCAACUAAUAUAUGCUGUUUAAUACUUUUAUA